Messenger RNA from Closterium sp. Naga37s-1, 3879 nucleotides. The record is from the annotation of a GenBank genome assembly. Lineage: Eukaryota; Viridiplantae; Streptophyta; Zygnematophyceae; Desmidiales; Closteriaceae.
AUGGGCCAAAACCUUCCUGUGACCUACUGUGCAGGCGGUCCUCUAAUUGGCGUGCCAUCUACCAGCGCUGCAGCACUGCUGAACCUCAAGGCAUCGCUGGGAGUGACGUUCACCUCGUGGGCAGCAAGUGUGCCGUGCCAAGUGGUUGGCAAGCAGGCUGCCACACAGACCACGUGGUCAGGCGUGCUCUGUGGUGAUACCGGGGACGUGCUUUCCAUGUUUUUCCACUACAACUGGUUUGCGGGAUCCAUUCCCUCCCUCAUCGCCUCGUUGCUGAAUCUCACCACGCUAGGCCUCUUCUCCAACUACCUCACGGGCACCGUGCCCAUCCCCUCAACCACUCUGGUUGCUCUGGACGUGGGCUUUAACUUCCUCUCGGGCUCUUUCCCCCAGCUCUCUCUCAAAAGCUGUUCAGCAGACCACAACUGCUUCCUCUCCUCCUACUGCCGCUCCUCCGGUCUGCUGCAGCGCCCUGCCUCCGCCUGUGCCAUCUGCGGGUCUGCCGACGGCCAGGGGGAGCUCUGCUAUGGUGGGCUGUGCGGCCCUGACAGUGCUGGUGCAGUCAGUGCGGGGACUGUGAACUCCCCCUCUCUGCCCAUGGUCCCCAUGAAGUGUUUCGGUUCGCCUGUGGUCACAAUGGAUACUGCCUCAGCAACGGCUUUAUUGAAGGUCAAGUCAUCUCUGGGAGUGACCGACUCCACCUGGGUCGCCACCUCUUCCUGCCCCCUCGGCACUCCCGAUGCCAGCCUCACAGACCUCUGGAAUGGCGUGCGCUGCUCCCCUGCUGGGGCCGUCACGAGUGUGGACCUGUCGAGCAACCUCUUCCGCCAGAACCUCGCCUCAUUCACUUCUGGCUUCUCCAAACUCCAGGCCCUCAAGCGCCUCUAUCUCAACAACAACUGGUUUGCGGGCUCCAUCCCAUCUUCCCUCGUCUCCCUGUCCACCCUCACCCUCCUGGACCUGCAUGCAAACGCACUGACCGGGACGGUGCCAGCCCUGCCCACCUCUCUCCUCUCCCUUGACAUCCAAGACAACUUCCUCGCGGGAAGCUUCCCCGCAGCUUCGCUGACUCAGUGCGACGCGAGCAGCAACUGUCUGGCGAGUGCGAUGGCGUGCAGUGAGGCGAGCGCUGCGGCUCAGAGGGAUGCCGAGGCGUGUGCCAUCUGCGAGUCAGAGGACGGGCAGGGCUUGCUGUGCUUCGGAGGGUCGUGCUUGCCGGAUGUGGAUGGCAGCACCGUGCAUGCUGAUGGCAUGGACCCUCCUGACAUGUACUGUAUUGGUGAGUCAUGGCAUAUUGCAUGUGGUGGUGUGGUGGCGGUCAGCUGUGUCAUGUUGUGGUGUCCAAGUUCCGUGUGGUAUGCUUACUUCUACUCCAUACACCUCCCUCACUCCAUCCUGCCAACCCUCCUCCCUACCCAUCCCCUCUCCCGAAAUGUCACUCACUCAAUGUUCCUCUUUCUCCCAUCUGUGCCGCUCUUCCCUCCCCACCUCAAUCACCUCUCCUCGCCCCCCACACCGCACACCCCAACUCUCACAGCGCAAGCACUGCUGGCAGUGAAGGCCGCGCUGGGGGUGACCUUCACAACUUGGGGGCUUGACAAGGCCUGCACCACGGCUUCCACCGGGCUGGCCAUUGAAGGCACCCUCACUGCUGUGUCCUGUGACCCUUCCGGCAGAGUCCGCACCUUCAACCUCUCAUUCAACUGGUUCUCUCACACUGUCCCUGGAUACCUCCUCGCUCUUCCCAAUCUCUCCAACCUCGCGCUGGGCUUCAACUACCUGACGGGCUCGCUGCCUGGCAGCAUAGCGGCGCCUCUCAAGGCUCUGGACGUGCAGUUCAACUUCCUUGCCGGCUCCUUUCCCGCCCUCGGCCUCGCCUUCUGCUCCGCCCGCAUCAACUGCUUUGCUUCCACCGCCAACUGCAAGCACCCCACAAGGCCCGCUGAGAUCCCGCGAACAGCACCUGCUUGCGCUAUCUGCAACACCACGAACGCUCAGGGCAAGCUCUGCAGCAACAUCACUGGUGGGGGAAUCUGCAGCGUCACUCCUCCUGCCCUCCUGCUCCCACCAGGCACACCCAACAGUGCCUCAUCGCCCGUGCUCCCUCUGGUCUGCACCGCUGCCACAAGUGUGCCCAUGGAUGCGACUCAAGCUGCUGCGCUGAUGAAUGUGAAGGUGGCGCUGGGAGUGUCGUUUCCAGACUGGCGGGUCGAUGCCCUCUGCACCCUCGUGGGGUCGCCCUCCCCGGCUCCCGGCACGUGGAAUGGCGUCGCCUAUGAUGAUUCCGGGAAAGUGCUCCGAGUGUCCCUCAAGGGGCUGGGCCUCACAGGGAGCAUCCACUCGGAGAUCUCCAAGCUCACCACCCUCACCGUGCUUGACCUGCAGUCCAACCUGCUGGAAGGCAAGAUGGACGCCUUCACUGCCAACAUCAAGGCACCUCUUGUGCUCAAGGAGCUCUACCUGCAGUACAACUAUCUCUAUGGUGUCUUCCCCUCGGCCAUCCUCGCACUCAAGACCCUCUCAACACUCUCCGUGGCCUUCAACUACCUCACCGGAUCACUCCCCACCGCACUGCCCACCACGCUCGCCUCUCUGGACGUGCAAAGCAACUUCCUGGCGGGUUCCGUGCCGGCCAACACCAUCCCUUACUGCGCCAGCACGGGCAACUGCCUGAUGGACACGUCCAAGUGUGCAUCACUGGGACUGCCACAGCGCAGCGCCGCUGAAUGUGCCGUCUGUGGCUCCACCAACGGCCAGGGCGCUCUGUGUGCUGCUGCCACCACCUGCCGGGUUGCUGCUGCUGGGGCUGGGGUGACGACUCCCCCCACUGCGCUUUCUGCUAGUCUCCAUCUCUUCUGCGAGGCUAUUCCCAUGGACUUGUCCCUGCCCACCUCAGUCCUCCUGUUCCUUCACCUUCCUCCUCAACUCACCCCUCUUCCCCUUUCCUCCUGCUCCCUCUUCUCAACACCCGCCCUCGCCUUGCCAGCCCAAACCAUGCUAGCCAUCAAGGCCGCACUGGGGGUGACGCUGACAGACUGGACUGCCACCCUGCCGUUGCUCAAGCCCUCCAGCCCCACCUCGCCCAAGUCGCUCCCACGCAGCAGCAGUGUGCCGCUUGCAGCGACUCAGGGCACGUGCACGUUGGAGUGGCAGAAUCCUGGCCCAGGCGCAUGGACCGGCGUCUAUUGCAGCUCCAAGGGCGUUGUUGUGGGCAUUAUGCUACCAAAUCAGGAGCUGAGUGGAAGCCUCUCAACGGAGAUCACCAAGCUCACAGCCCUCACCAUGCUCGACCUGAGCUCCAAUCUCUUCCAGCGCCGCCUGGAUGUCUUCCUCUCUGCCGUCUCUGCCCUCAAGGCACUCCAAGUUCUCAAGCUGAGCCGCAACUAUCUGACGGGCACAGUCCCCGCUUUCAAGACUACCCUCAAAUCCCUCAACGUGGCCAGCAACCUGCUCUCGGGCUCCUUCCCCGCCAUCUCCCUCACCGCCUGCGAUUCCCGCUCCAACUGCCUCUCCACCGCCACCAAUUGCGCCAACGCUGCCGGCACGGUGCAGCGGUUAUCCUCAGAGUACAGCGUGUGUGGGUCCACUGAUGCUUCUGGCGUUCUGUGUGGGGGAGGGCUGUGCGUCCCUGAUGCCUCCGCCCCUGCUGCCUCCUCCACCCCCAACACGGACGGCCAGCCGCUGCUGCCACUGAGCUGCCUGGGAGUGCCCAUGGAUGCGGCCAUGGGGUUGGCGCUGCUGAAUGUGAAGGCAUCGCUGGGUGUCACGUUCACGGAUUGGAAUGUGGAUGCGCCGUGUGCACUGGCAGGGCAGGCCGUGGUGCCGGGCUCGUGGUCGAGCGUUGUGUGUGACGCCACCGGCAAGGUUCUCAGCCUGUGA